AUGGGAAACUUUCUUUCACAGUUUAACGACCUUGUUAACAGAGACGCCGAUUCCAAAGUGCCCGAUGUCCAGCUCGACUUUGAAGAUUCAUCAAUGACCGAGGAGGAGCUCGAGUCAUACUCAAACGUUUUGCACCUGCUGGAACCAACACCGGAUCUGCUCCAGAUGCUCAGGACUUAUGACGGUUGUGGAGAAUAUAUCCGUCAGGCAAUUGGAUCGCCUGGCCCAGAAUCAGAGCAAGAGGCAUGGGACCAUGUCCGUCCUGCAGUCGAAAAGCUCAAGACCUUCUACAAGUACUCCACCUCCAUCGAAUCAUGCUUGCCACAAAUUUUGCAGACGCUGUGCAUUGGUGAUGUGAACAAAAACUUGGAGAGGCAUCCGGGAUUGGCAAGGAUCUUGUGCCAAUUGCUCGACUUUGUGUUUGAGUUUGACUCGCUCAAGAUGAAGACCCCUCAGAUUCAGAACGACUUUUCGUAUUACCGUCGCUGUUUGUCCCGAGGCAAGCUGUCGAACGAGGUGGAUCUCAAGUCGGCGAUGAACGAGGACGAACUCGCCAACCACGUCUCGAUGUUCUACGCCUACCCUACACCGAUGCUCAAGACGGUCACGGAAGUGACAACCCAGUUUGUGGGACAGCACCGUGUCCGCCGGAGUGUCUCUGAGUGUCUGGCGACAUUGGCGGGAGUAUGUUAUCACACUGUGAACAACAGCAAGAAGAAGCCCAACCAGCGGGCCGAGACGACGGCGUUUUGUCUGAGGGUGAUGGUGAUCUCGAUCAUUAUCUAUGACCACAUUGAGCCCCAGGGCGCGUUCAACAAGUCGUCGCCGAUCAACAUCAAGAACUCUGUCAAGGCCAUUCAUACCUUUGGAAACGCGACGGAUACCCCCAACCUGAUCUCUGCCUUACGGUUCAAUACCAAGCACUUGAACGAUGCCACGACACCCAAGACCAUCAAGACUCUGAUCGCCACUACUGCUUAG
This is a messenger RNA of Linnemannia hyalina, 981 nucleotides long. The record is from the annotation of a GenBank genome assembly. Lineage: Eukaryota; Fungi; Mortierellomycota; Mortierellomycetes; Mortierellales; Mortierellaceae.